Molecule: messenger RNA, 1404 nt
Organism: Myzus persicae (green peach aphid)
Lineage: Eukaryota; Metazoa; Arthropoda; Insecta; Hemiptera; Aphididae
Gene: fbl
Product: pantothenate kinase 3
Exons: 10
Coding region: 16-1269 (417 amino acids)
Biological process (GO): coenzyme A biosynthetic process
Cellular component (GO): nucleus; cytosol
Molecular function (GO): ATP binding; pantothenate kinase activity
Source: RefSeq, a predicted model, not a curated record
GCUGCAGCUGAUGGAAUGAAGGUCACUCUCUUUUCCUUCAAACAGGUAUUUACCAUGGGUCCUUAUACUUGUAAAGAGUGUUCAUCUUUGCAAACAAUGGAACAGAGCCACACCACAGUAAUAUCAAAUUCUUUAUCCAAUGGCAUGUCAAUGCACAAGAACCAUUUUAAUGGUACAGUCCCACCUAUGCCAUGGUUUGGUAUGGAUAUAGGCGGAACAUUAUCAAAACUCGUAUUUUUCGAACCAAAAGACUCGAUUACAGCACAAACUGAAGAUGAAACCCAACUCUUGUCCAAUGUUACCAAAUAUUUGACUAAGAAUUCUGCUUACGGAAAAUCUGGACACAGAGAUGCACACCAACAGAUGGAUAAUGUACAAAUCUGCAACAGGAUAGGUACAUUGCAUUUCAUCAGAUUCCCCACUAGUGAAAUGAACAAUUUUUUGGAUCUAUCCAAGAAGAAAGGUAUGGCAGCUAGUGUAUCUACUGUUUGUGCUACUGGUGGUGGAGCAUUCAAAUUUGAAGACAUUUUUAAAAAUGAAUUGAAUUUAAAGCUGUGUAAAUGUGAUGAACUGGAUAGUCUGAUUCGUGGCUUAUUAUUUACAGUAGCUGCAAAUAAUAACGAAUGUUAUUUUUGGUCACAAUGCACUGAAGACGAGCAGUGUUCAACACAAGAGUACACAUUCCAGUAUAAUAAAUAUCCAUUUAUUGUUGUGAAUAUAGGCUCUGGUGUAAGUGUAUUGGCAGUUUAUGGUCCAAAUAAUUAUAAGAGAAUAUCUGGAACGAGUAUAGGAGGUGGUACGUUUUUGGGACUGUGUAGUUUGUUGACUGGCUGUAAUACAUUUGAUGAGGCAAUUGAAUUGGCUGCAAAUGGUGAUAAUGUUAAAGUUGAUAAAUUGGUUCGAGAUAUCUAUGGAGGUAGUUACAGUAGAUUUGGGCUGCCUGGAGAACUUGUUGCUAGCAGUUUUGGCCAUAUGAACUCUAAGGAGAAACGUGCCCAGGUGUCUAGAGAAGAUUUGGCUAGAGCGACUUUAGUUACUAUUACAAACAACAUUGCAUCGAUUGCAAGAAUGUGUGCAUUAAAUGAAAGAAUUGAUAGAGUGUGUUUUGUUGGUAAUUUUCUGCGUGUAAACCCAAUAUCAAUGAAAUUAUUGUCACAUGCUAUGGAUUAUUGGUCAAAUGGUUCGCAGAAAGCUAUAUUUUUAAACCAUGAGGGUUACUUUGGUGCAAUUGGAUGUUUGUUGUCAUUUGAUGAGAGAUAUAAAGAGUAACAAAAUAUCAUUCAACACAUUCCACAUUGCCAAUCCAUUUCGAUUUCAGCAGGUUGUGUGUACUGUAUAGUACAUUAUGAAUAUAUUGUCAUAAUUAUUCAUAUUGUACUGACCCGGAUAGAAAAUAUUAAUUAA